Molecule: messenger RNA, 353 nt
Organism: Pseudovirgaria hyperparasitica
Lineage: Eukaryota; Fungi; Ascomycota; Dothideomycetes; Acrospermales; Acrospermaceae
Exons: 1
Coding region: 97-309 (70 amino acids)
Source: RefSeq, a predicted model, not a curated record
AAUAUAGGAUAACAUAAUAAUCAGAUUGGGGCUGAAGUAGCGGAAGUGUGUAUAUAUAUAGAUAUAUAUAUGUCUAGAUAAAAUAGAGACUUACUCAUGGCGCGACUACUCAAGCUAGAAAGUGAGAUGCCACUCGAUCUAAUAGCUGCCGGAGAAAGCCUGAGGGGUCGCUUGGAUCUUGUCUCUUAUGGAUCGUACAAGAUAUACAAGGCUGAUGCUGUGUGGCACUGGACAGGCCUUGAAACAGCCCGGGUGUACUUAUUCCCGUGUUUGUUCCUUCUUGCUGUAUAUUGGGACCUCGCAACUUGAUCUGCUAUCCCACUGACUCAGUACUGCUAGAGGAGUUGGGCGAG